AUGGCCUCUAUUUCCAUACGGGACUCCAUCCGGUGGCUCCCCGAGCCGGCCUCCGAGCCCACAUCCACAGUAGUCCUGACGUCACCAGAACGACGGUUCGUCGAUAUCCGGAUCCUCAAGCCGACGUCCAACGGCGAGGCGGCAGAGAACGAAGUUGAGUUACCGACCUCUCGCCUCGACUGGGCGUUCGCAGGGUGUUCGACCUCCGAGGUGCACAACGGCGUUCGACAUUCGACUUGGCGCCAUUUCGUCGACAACCGCUCGAGUGGCGCGGAGGAAGUCACUGAUGAAGGCAACAUGGUCACGCAAGACGACGGCCGCACGCUGGAGACGGGUCGGAUGGUCAAUCCCGCCACGGGGAGGGAGACGAAUUACGAAGAGAUAUGGACCGACACCGAGCCCAUGCCCAUCCCGGAGAGGUCCGAAGCCUUGUCCAUCCCCUCUCGCGUUUCGAAGGCUCGCUGCAUCGUGCUUGAGUUGAAGAACAAUGCGCAGCAGGAGCGGGGCAUGGUGAUUUGCCUUGGCCAUUACUGCCAAGGGGUUGUGAGGAAGGGUGAGGAGUUCACGCUUGAGCGGUGGCAGUGGGUUGAUGGCAAGUGGGAGCGGCAAUACCGCAUGGGCUCCCUCUGGCUGCCGUGUGUCGAGGCUACGCAUGGGGCUGGUAUUGUGCUGGGGAGCAAGGUGAAGCACGAAGAGUCGGUGUGGGAUGUGGUUGAGUACGGUGAGCUAUGA
Messenger RNA from Anthostomella pinea, 732 nucleotides. The record is from the annotation of a GenBank genome assembly. NCBI's taxonomy places the organism in Eukaryota, Fungi, Ascomycota, Sordariomycetes, Xylariales, Xylariaceae.